Molecule: messenger RNA, 973 nt
Organism: Suillus clintonianus
Lineage: Eukaryota; Fungi; Basidiomycota; Agaricomycetes; Boletales; Suillaceae
Product: HSP20-like chaperone
Exons: 3
Coding region: 317-796 (159 amino acids)
Biological process (GO): protein complex oligomerization; response to hydrogen peroxide; protein folding
Source: RefSeq, a predicted model, not a curated record
UGCGUGUCCCUUCUUUCAGCACCCAAGAUUCACUUUACGCAGUGAUUCGUCGCGUACAUUUUUGAUCCGAGUUCCUCGAGCUGUAGCAGUCGCUUUAUAUGGCGAUAAAGUUAAACCCGGACGAUCGACUUGGCCAACACAAUCAUGGAUGUGGAAACUUGAUCAAUACCCCGAGCGAGCGACAGGAGCAACGCCCCAUUGGGCCCGUGCGCAUGAUGGAUCCUUUAGGAGCGACAUAUAAGACGGUCCUCAAUUACUAAAGCCAAAGAACCACCGCUGUUGUUGCACUCAUCAUCGCACUAAGUCUACCCCAAAUAUGGCCCUCACACAAUUUAUUUACGAUCCAUUCACUGAAUUUGAUCGUCUUUUCGACGAUGCAUUUAGUUCACGCUUCCGCCCGGACCGCCCCGACUCCGACGAGUCUCGCCCCACGACAAUCCGCCCAAAGAUGGACCUCAUUGCGAAACCAGAUAACCAGGUUGUGGCGAGGUUCGAACUCCCCGGUAUGAAUCAGCAGAACGUCAAGGUUGAAGUGCACAAUGACCGCCUGACCAUCUCGGGCGAGAAGAAAAGCGAGGCUGGCGAGGGUCAGUUUGCAGUGCGUGAGCGCUCUUAUGGAAGCUUUGCUCGAACCCUGCAGCUCCCGGAAGGAACUAAGCCUGAACAAGUCCAGGCGCGUAUGCAGGAUGGCAUCCUGGAGGUCACCUUCCCGAAGGCACCUCCGGAGCAGGAGACGAAAGCAAUCACUAUCGAGGCACCCACCGAGUCUACCAAGCAGACAGGUACGAAGAAAUGAAUCCAAUUGAGUCUGGAGAUCUAGUCAUGUAAUUUUAGCUUUCUCUACAUGGUUCCGUGUUUAUUCUGUCGCUUUCAAUAUAUAUCUGUAUCGUUAGUAGUUUCUUACUUUCUUACAAGUAGGAACGAAUGUGUACGUAGUAAUGCGCAACUUAUUGACCUGGCUUAGCUUAUUUUC